Molecule: messenger RNA, 1224 nt
Organism: Linnemannia hyalina
Lineage: Eukaryota; Fungi; Mortierellomycota; Mortierellomycetes; Mortierellales; Mortierellaceae
Source: the annotation of a GenBank genome assembly
AUGUCCCUCCUCGACCACAGCGACCCACAACAGCACCACAUGGUGACUUCAGCAAUGUCAGCAGCAGCAGUCGUAGCAGCCGCCUCCGCCGCCGCCUCAUCCUCCACAGGGCCUGUUCCCUUGUUUGCUCGGUCACUCUCAGCUCCUCAUAUGCAAUUCUCGGGUUUCAACGACGCAUACAUGUACGGCAGGUCUGUCCAGAGCAUUAACGACCAACUGACCUUCCAACAACAACAGCAACAGCAGCAACAACUACAGCAGGCAGAGGCAGCAUUUCACAGUGGAUACCAAGAGUCUUUCCAGCAGUUCACCACUCACCCACACGAUCAGCCCUCUCUGCCCCACAUGACCUCCUCCGAGCCUCACCCUCUUCAGUACACAAGUGGUCCUUCCGGGUAUACCACCGCAAGCUUCCAUCAACAACCGCUCAUGUUUGCCCACGAUUCCAACGCUGACUUCCAUAGCCUACCACCGACUUUCUCGUCGUCCUCUGGCUCGGUCCAUCCCUUCCAGAUGGACCAAUUGUCAUCGUCCAUCAACAACCUCGAGGCCGCAACCGGUUCCAGAGUGGUCAAGUUUGGGUACAGUAGCAUGAGCGACGGUUCUCCUUCGUCCUCGUCAUCUCUCUCCCCAUCUUCGACACCCGCUCAUGGCUUUCACUCCUUGGAUCGCAGCCAGUCCAUGUCGAUCUUUGACACGUCCGACUAUGCCCCGUUUGAGGUGUCUGAUGAGUGCCGUUCUUAUCUGAUCCCUCGCCACGGCUCCCUCGGCUCCCUUUACCCGAUCACACAGUCGCACGAGCUUCUCGAGUCCCUGCACCUUCCUCGAUCUCGUUUGAGCAGCGUUGGUGGGGCAGCCAUGGUCCCCUCACUGUCAUCGACAUCGAUCUCGUCUGAGACGUCCUCGUCGGCUUUCCCUUCACCAAGCCUUGCGACAAAGGCACGCACACGUCGUGCCUCGUUGAGCCCCGACGGCACCACCCGGGUGUUUACUUGUAUGAUUGAUGCUUGCAGCAGGCAAUUUAAGCGAUCUGAGCACCUGAAGCGCCAUGUACGCUCUGUGCACACACUGGAGAAACCCUUUAGAUGCCCCUACGAGAACUGCCCGAAACGGUUCUCGCGAAGCGACAACCUUAACCAGCACGUCCGGAUCCAUCGCUCCGAGAAGGAGAAGAUCCUACCCAAGCCAUUUACCUGCUUCACGCCCUUCAGCCCUCAACACUAA